UAGUCAUGUAGUAGGGAUGGAGAGUCAUAGUCAGCAACAGUAAAAUUUACCAACUAAAGCAUAGGUGAAGAAUACUACUGUGCGUUAUGCUUAUGUAAGUUUAUGUCUGUAUCCAAGCACAAUCAGUGAGGUAAGGUUGAGGCCCCCGCUUUUUGAAAAUUCUCCUGAAAGGAUUACUAUGGUAUGCAAAAUCUGGGCGCUGCAAAGUACGAAGGGAACAAAAGAUCACCAUGAGACUGGGAUGAAAAGGAGGUAACAGAUAACCAUGUGCACCACCACAACAACACAUUGAACAUCUACAACUUUGUCAAGAUUUCAUGAACUGUGCUGAUUUGAAAAAGUAAGAAAUUGCCGAGGGUGAAGCAAAAUGAAAUUGAAUAUUGAUGGGCUAUUGGUGUAUUUUCCCUAUGACUACAUCUACCCAGAGCAAUAUUCAUACAUGUUGGAGCUAAAGAAAACACUAGAUGCAAAGGGCCAUUGCCUGUUAGAAAUGCCAUCUGGAACUGGCAAAACAUUGUCUUUGUUAUCCCUAAUUGUGUCAUAUUUGUCUAACAACCCACAUCACUUAACAAAGCUGAUAUACUGCUCAAGAACAGUGCCUGAAAUUGAAAAGGUUUUAGAAGAGCUUAAAAAGCUGUUAAAUUAUUACGAGAAAGAAGAUGGCACACGACCCAAGAUUACAAGUUUAGCAUUGAGCUCAAGAAAGAAUUUAUGUAUACACCCACAGAUUGGAACAGAAAGAGAUGGGAAAAAAGUAGACAGUAUGUGUCAUGGCCUAACAGCUUCAUAUGUCAGAGCUCGUCACAGAGCUGACAAAAAUAUACCUGUUUGCUCAUUCUACGAGACAUUUGACGCAGAAGGGAGAGAAGAGCCUAUACCACCUGGUGUUUACAACUUGGAUGACUUGAAAACUUUUGGCAAGGAUGCCAACUGGUGCCCAUAUUUUUUAGCUCGUUACGCCAUUACUCAUGCAAAUAUUGUGGUUUACAGCUACCAUUAUUUGCUUGAUCCGAAAAUAGCCGACCUGGUUUCCAAAGAAAUGGCUAAAAAUUCUGUCGUUGUGUUUGAUGAAGCGCACAACAUUGACAAUGUGUGCAUAGAAUCGAUGAGUGUCAAUAUAAACAGAAGAACUUUGGAUCGAUGUCAUGCUAAUAUUGAAUCUUUGUCUUCAACAAUACAAGAGCUGAAGGAGAAUGAUAAACAAAGACUUAAAGGAGAAUACGAGAGACUGGUUCAGGGUCUAAGAGAUGCAAACGUGGCGAGGGAAACAGAUAUGUAUUUGUCAAAUCCAGUUUUACCAGAUGAAAUUCUACAAGAAGCCGUGCCUGGAAAUAUUCGCCAAGCUGAGCAUUUCGUUGCAUUUAUGCGAAGAUUUUUGGAGUAUUUAAAGGUGAGGCUCAGAGUGCAGCAUGUAGUUUCAGAGACUCCGCCAUCGUUUCUACAACAUAUUUUUCAACAAGUUUGCAUUGAUCGAAAACCACUAAGGUUUUGUGCUGAAAGAUUGCGUUCAUUACUUCACACACUGGAGCUGCCUAAUAUUGCUGACUUUGGGCCUUUGACUCUGUUAGCAAAUUUUGCUACACUAGUCAGUACAUAUUCCAAAGGAUUCAUCAUACUGAUUGAGCCUUUUGAAGAUCAAACCCCAACAAUACCUAAUCCAGUAUUGCAUUUCAGUUGUAUGGAUGCAUCGAUUGCCGUGCGCCCUGUUUUUAACAGAUUUCAAUCUGUUGUUAUUACGUCUGGAACAUUGUCGCCAAUUGACAUGUAUCCAAAGAUACUCGAUUUCAGGCCAGUCAAUAUGGCCACAUUUACGAUGACGCUGGCAAGAUCUUGCAUCUGCCCAAUGAUUGUCAGCAAAGGCAACGAUCAAGUUGCAAUCAGUUCCAAGUUUGAAACAAGAGAUGAUAUAGCCGUUAUCCGUAACUAUGGAAAUUUAUUGGUGGAGCUUUCUGCUUCAGUUCCUGAUGGCAUUGUGUGCUUCUUUGUCAGUUACCUCUAUAUGGAAACAGCUGUUUCUAUUUGGAAUGACCAGGGUAUCAUUGCAAGCAUACAGAAGAACAAGCUUUUGUUCAUUGAGACACAAGACGGCGCUGAAACGAGUUUAGCUUUAUAUAAUUAUCAAAAGGCAUGUGAAAAUGGGAGAGGUGCAAUUUUGUUAUCUAUCGCAAGAGGAAAGGUUUCUGAAGGAAUUGAUUUCGAUCACCAUUAUGGAAGAGCUGUCAUUAUGUUUGGCAUUCCAUAUGUAUAUACGCAAAGCCGGAUUUUAAAGGCCCGACUGGAAUAUUUGAGAGAUCAAUUUAACAUUAGAGAAAAUGAUUUUCUAACAUUCGACGCUAUGAGGCACGCAGCUCAGUGUGUUGGACGUGCCAUCAGAGGUAAAACAGAUUAUGGCGUUAUGGUUUUUGCUGAUAAACGAUUUUCAAAAGCUGAUAAAAAGGGAAAGUUGCCAAAGUGGAUUCAGGAGCAUCUCAAAGAUGCCAACUGUAAUUUGACAACUGAUGAGGGUGUCCAGGUAGCAAAACGGUUUUUACGACAAAUGGCCCAACCUUUCAACAGGGACGAUCAGCUCGGUUUAUCAUUGCUUACCCUUGAACAAUUAGAAUCUGAAGAGUUCCAGAAACGGAUUCAAACAGCAGCGCAGGGAUAAAUCCACGUAUUUUGAGAAACACAAGUCCACGUAUUGUGUCAAUGUGAAAUGCAUUAGGCCCGUGUCUGCAUCGUUCGCUGAUUUCAGUGACAUUUAUAGAGUUAGGCUCCAGCGUAAUCUCGCAAGUUUCAUGACGCCAAACCUAGACGUCGCAAAAAUAAAGGUUUUGUACUCAUUUCUUUCAAAAGGAUAGUGAGAAUCAAUGAACAAGAAAAGUAAUUUGCUGUUCCUCUAAAUUAGGCCGUAAAUAUACCCCAUUUUUUCUCGUAAUUUCCACUUUUCAAUUAUUUCUUUUGAAUUCAUACAUUUCAUUUGCUAAGUGCAGCAAUACUCUUGGAAUCAAUGAACUGAGCUGAUGUUAAAGAUUUGACUAUGUGUAUCAAUCUUUGAUGUAUUGGUCUUGGUAAUUUACAGAACCCUUGUAGACCAGAAAAGUUGUCCUAGUCUUGAAAUUGAACCUGAUGAGUUUAUCAAUAUAUUCAAUUUUGUAAAAUAUCUAAAACUGCCGUUGCUUAUUCACCUCGCAAGUAGAGUUCUAAAGUGUGACGUCACCGAAAACCUAUUUUUAGAAUUCAUGAAUUCUAACCAUAUAACAUAAAAUAUCAUCAUGAAAUACUUCCAAAUAUGCAAAAGUAAUCAAAUAUGUCUCAGAUCGGUCGAGCUUUUGCCAGUGAAAGAUUUAAAGUUUACCAACGAAUUACUGUUAUUUUGGCUCUGUUCGUAAAGUUAUGAACAGGGACCACAAUACAGAGGUUGAUGGGGAAAGAGCCAGUACAGACGUGGCCAUAUCUCAGCCAAUUCGUAACACACUUGAAUGAUUUUGCAUAUUUAGAUGUAUUUUUUGAUGCUCUUCAAGGCUAUGGGAUCCAAAGUAAAAAAUUCUAAAAUUAUUUUUGUGACGUCAUCACUUUAGAACUCUAUUGGUAUGCUAUAGGUUAUGAAAUCAAGACGCUAUUCUGUAGUAAAAGGAUUCUGUUUGGUUAAUAAAAUAUAUUGGCUAACCGAAAAGUGCGAAUUUUAAAUUCAAGUCUUUUGUCUUUUGUCAAGUCUUUUCAAGUCAAACUUGCAGUCAGCUGUAUCUGAAAAUAGUAUGAAUCGCCGUCAAAUGAAAUUUCAUUUAUUCUUUGUAUGCUAGAGGUAUUUCAUAGAAAUAUGUUUUCAUUACUUUUGCUCAUUCCUAGCAUCUUUGCUUGGAUAAGAUUUUGAAAUGGAAAAAAGUAAGCACUAGCGAGCAGUUAUUUAUCAGGACCAAGUGCUUGUAUAAUUAAUUUUGUCUGUUAUUAUGUCAUCAGAAUAUGGCACAAGUUAGCAUGACUUGAAUAAAAGCUUAUGCUGUAGUUGUGAAGUUGUUUAUUUUGUUUCAAUACACGUUUAAAAGGCAGUGUGUGAGCACGCAACACUUUUUUUAUAAGAACAAUUUUAUAAGAACAAGAGCCUGAAAAUUGGUAAAAAAUUAAGAACAAAUUGAGGCUGCACCAGUGUAAAAUGCAAAUUUGAACAACGUUUCAUCUAAAAAACGAGGAUUUUUAGCUAUGUGUGGGUGCUUUUUGGGUGAAUAAUCUAACUUGUCGGCAAAUGAAGGUUGCCUCACUCACUUUUUCGCAAAUGAGGCCUGAACACCUCUCUUGAGCGAAAACGCUAGCAACUACAUUGCUUACAUAUACCCUACUAAUUCUAGAACAAAUUAAGAACAAUGCAGCCUCAAAUUUUCGAAAAAAAUUAAGAACAGUCAGCCUGGAUUUAAAAUUACCG
Messenger RNA from Rhopilema esculentum, 4399 nucleotides. RefSeq names its product general transcription and DNA repair factor IIH helicase subunit XPD. Gene Ontology annotation, biological process: transcription by RNA polymerase II; nucleotide-excision repair; positive regulation of mitotic recombination. Lineage: Eukaryota; Metazoa; Cnidaria; Scyphozoa; Rhizostomeae; Rhizostomatidae. Gene Ontology annotation, molecular function: DNA helicase activity; damaged DNA binding; ATP binding. Gene Ontology annotation, cellular component: nucleus. The record is from RefSeq and is a predicted model, not a curated record.